AACGUUUGCUAUGUGUCUAGCUAGCAAAGGGUCUACAAGUGUUAAUUAAUAUUUAGCUAGCUAACUAUGAACCUGUAUUUGCUUUGGGGUUAAUGUUAACCUUUAGAAAGUUUAAUCGACAGUAAUGAAUUACCAGUUAUUAUCUAAAUUACUGAUUCUUUUGCUGUUUGUAUUUAAAAAUAACAAGGUCGUUCAUCAGACAAUAUUAGGCUAAUGUGCUGUAAUAACUAGCUAGGUUUAGCGUGAAAUAUUUAGCUGGCUAGCUAGUCAGAUUUAUUAUUGCAAAUGAGCAAUAGUAAGAUAUUUUAACUUUUGCAAAUCAAUUCUAUCUCUUCUAAUAUAUACAAUUCUUGGUUAACAGCACCAUGUACGGACACACAUACGCACACACAAACACACACACACACACACACACACACACACACACACAUUUACACCCAGGGGCAAUUUAUCAUAUGUGGUUUUGUUUUGCUAUUUUGAGAAUUUCUAUAGAACACCUAUUAGCAUCAACAGCAGCUAUUUCAGCACACUCUUGAAGGACUAUCCCCUUUCUGCAGAAUUUGCCUCAGGCCGUUCUUCGUUGUUAAAUUUCCUUAAGGAGUUAAGAAUGAUUUGCAUUUUCCACUAAGAACAUGUAUUUAGGUUUCAAACAAACCCACAUACAAACUGAGCAGCUCUGUGAGUAAGGUGCUCAGAGAGGCGACUAACUGAUCUGUGCUGAUCAUGGUGAGAACCUUCUAACAAUAAUAAGUGUAUUCACGGUUUCUUGUUUCUUAAUUUCUAUGUUACCUGAUGAACACACUGUAAAAAGUGUUUGGGAAUUUAAUCUUGUUGGUGCCUUUUUCUUCUGUUUCACAAAUGUCUCAGCUUCUUUCAUUAUGUAAAUUAUGAUAAUAAAGCAUCAGAUUUAUUGAAAUCAGGGAUGUCUGUGACACAGAUUGAUUUCGAAUUCAUUUCUUGUCUUUCAAUCAACUGUCUUAGCAAUUUAAACACGGACGAUAUUGUUCAUUUUUUAUUUUUAUUUAUUGUUAUUCAAUAAUGAACUGCUUUUUUUUUCUUCUUUUAAGCAUUGCUUAUGCAAGAGUGUAACUAUAGACUAUAAUAUUGUAAAAUAUUACAGGUUUAGUCAUUUUCCUAUCUGAUGAACAUAGUACAGGAUAAAUAAAGUUAUUUUUUCUCCAUAGAUUAAAUGUUUCCUGUUUUUUUUUUUGUUGUUGUUUAACUGUAUAAGGUUUUUUUUUUUGCACUUCCUGCAUCAAUUUCAGUGGCUAAACCGACCAGACAGUAAUUAUGAAAUGCAAAUAAUGUUUUUGCUUGUUGAUUUUGCAUUUGUUCCUCCAUUAAAGUCCUGUAAAUAAAAAUAAUAUGUAACGCACAUCUCAUAGUUCGUUGUAUUUUAUAUAGGCGGACAUGCUGCAGCAAUACUGUAGAAUGACAAACUAGCUAGUAUGUGACUAGAUGUAGAUUAUUUGGUUUAUAAAUAAAGUAUAGUUUAGGUUUGUGAGUAAGGAAAUAUCUAAAAUUAAACAUUAUAUAUGUAUGUGUGUUGCAGUGGAUAUCACCUAGCAAGUCUAGUUACAUUAGCUAUAUGCUUUAAAGCAUGUUGCUUAUUGUAUUUUUUUCCCCCUGAUAUAUUAAAAAUUUUGCAUGUAUACAGUACACAUUAGGUUGGUGUGCCACAACAGAACACAAAGUAUGUGUAUUUCAACAACAUCUAUGAUUUGGUAUUGUAUAAAUGAUUAAAUACAAAAAGGAUAAAUUGACCAUUUUAAAAACCAUGUGACUGAAUCUCCAUAACUACGGCGAAGAUGUUGUUGACGUGCGCUUUUACACAGAGCAAGACUGCCAUUUUCUGCCCAAUACCAAUGAUUUUGAGUUGAUUUUGGAGACUCAACUUUCUUAUGAAACUAGUUAGAUUUAGUUUUUUCCACUAUGCUAUUCCCGCCACUGUUAAGUCUCAGUGUAUGUAUAAAAGGAUGUAAGUAAAAAAUUACAGGCACCAUUGGACAGGACAUCAAGUCAGCUAUCUAUUUUUUGUGUUGCCUCUGGUGUUGGAGGGAUGAACAGCGUGACAGCUUACGCCACUCUCCUCUACUCUCAGAUUAAUGUGUCCUGGCAUGUUUAAGGCAGAUAUAUCUUUGAUUAAACCUUUUCUUGUUUUGCUUGGAGAAUCACUGUAAAAGCAGAUUUAUGAAGGCCAGCCUGUGAAGAAGAAGAAGAAGAAGAAGAAGAAGAAGAAGAAGGGGAACUCCAACACUGUGAUUUACCAAGGAAGUCUAAAUUAAUUAUGUGGUUGGCUUUACACCUAGUCAGUGUAAUAAACUGGAAGAGAAAACAGAAGUAAGUUCAGUGAUUUAAGUUACAGAUUCAUUUUACUUGAGUCAGUGGGCCAGGUCAUAUCUCAGGAAAGGAAAAUGGAAACACCGUUGGAGCGUCAGUAUGGAUUUGAGUAUAAUGAUUCAUUUAAUUAUCCUUAUUAUAAUGAAGUUCCCUGUAACAACAGAUAUGAGGCUGAAUAUAGACACAUUGCAAUUCCCAUAAUCCUCUGCAUUGUGAUCGCCCUCAGUCUCUUGGGUAACAUCCUGGUUAUUGUAAUCAGUGUAUUCUGUAGGAAUAUUAGAUCACUGACCAACAUCUUCAUCAUCAACUUGGCUCUGUCAGACCUGCUGUUCACCGUCGGACUGGUGGUCACUGUCGGACUGCCGUUCCGGGUCUACUACGAAUAUUCCUGGGGUUGGACUUUUGGAGAUGCAAUGUGUAAAGUUAUCCACUUCGCUUUGUCAGCUGGAUUUUACAGCAGCAUGGUGUUCCUGGUGCUGAUGAGCAUUCAGCACUACAUGGCCGUAGUGCACCCACUCUCACGCUGGAAGAAAGGACGCUGCUUCACACUCGUUCUCGUCAUCCUGUGGGUGGUGAGCGUCUUGGCAGCGUUGCCAGGUUCAGUGCACAGCAUACCAAUCUCUGAUUCAGAAAGCCUUCUUUUAUUAUACUGCACGUCCAACAGCAAUACUGUGUUUGUUGCUGUCUCAUAUGAAGAGAGCAUUGUUUUUGUGUGCACCUUUGUGGUCAUGGCUUUUUGCUACAUCAGGAUUCUUCAAACCAUCUUCAAGUCACCAACAAACCGGAGACACAGAACUACUGGACUCGCCUUCUUUCUGGUAGCUACGUUCUUUAUUUGUUGGGCUCCUUAUAACAUAAUGAAUUUUCUUCACGUCUUAAUUCAUCAUGAGAUCAAGUUUAUCACACAGUGUGAAGACUUACGUCUCCAAUACGCCAGCUACAUCUGCCAACUUUUGGCUUUCACCCGAUGCUGCCUCAAUCCAGUGAUCUAUGGGUUAUUUGGUCUAAAAUUCCAUAAGACAGCGCGAGAGGUUUUUCAAAGGCGAGCUACUUUAAACGUUGCACAAAUGAGGAUGGUAGAUUGCCAUUCUGACAGUUAAAAUAAUUAAGUCCCAGAGCUGGACAUAAAUUAUGAUUUCUUUUCAAAUAAAUAAUGUCCUUUAACUUCACUUGCUCUUAAGAUUUGACUUCACCUACACAGCGGAGUCUUUUUCGCUCUUCUAUUAUUUUUAUUUUUUGCACUCGGCCUUCCAGCUCUACAGUAUUUGGAUUUUUAUUGAAGAUAUUGUCGUUGCAUUACUUCGCCUAGAUUUUGUGGACUUACUCCUCUUAAAUUUACUUCUGUGUUAAUGUGGUUGUCUGUUUUGAUGCUCUGACCGGGUUAGAGUUUCUGUUUAUUUAAUUUUAUUAGUGUUAUCUCCUCGGCUUUACGUGCUACACUGUUAUAUUAUUUGUUACAAGUCUUAAAAGGUAAGGACAUUAUACUUAUUAUUGUGUGCAGACUGUUUAUCAGUCUUGGUAAUUUUGUUGGUUAGUCCAGUUUACUCUCCGAGUUGUUUUCACAUUGUGGACAACGUUCGGUUUUUGUAGGAUACACUGCUGUCUCAUUUGUUUAUGGAGACUUUGGGUGUGGGUGUUUGGAGGAUUGUGAGAGUAAGCAGAACAUGCCAAUGCUUUGAAGGAUGUAAUGUUAUUUAAUUGCGAAUCUGUUUUUAGAGGAUUUAAACCUAACAUGGUGAACAAAUUAUAUUAUAGAAUUCAGGCAAUUUUACUGGGGUUAUCUCAUACAGUGUAGCAAGUAAUAAUCUGGAAAGACCUUUGUAAUAUCACAGUCUAAAACUGGAUUUAAAGAGAAGCAAAUUAGUAAAUGAAUCACAUGUAAAUGAAUCAUACGUAAAUGAAUCACAUGAAAAUGUAUCACAUGAAAAUGAAUCUCAUGAAAAUGAAUCACAUGUAAAUGAAUCAUACGUAAAUGAAUCACAUGAAAAUGUAUCACUUGAAUAUGAAUCACAUGAAAAUGAAUCUCAUGAAAAUGAAUCACAUGUAAAUGAAUCAUACGUAAAUGAAUCACAUGUAAAUGAAUCACUUGAAUAUGAAUCUCGUGAAAAUGAAUCACAUGUAAAUGAAUCAUACGUUAAUGAAUCACAUCUAAAUGAAUCACAUGUAAAUGAAUCACAUGUAAAUGAACCAUAUGAAAAUGAAUAAAUAAAUUAAAGACAAAAUAAAUAAAUAAUUAAAUAAAUAAAUAAGUUACUUUACAUUGGUAAGUCACUGUACGUUAUUAUAUGG
Messenger RNA from Ictalurus furcatus (blue catfish), 4629 nucleotides. RefSeq names its product chemokine XC receptor 1-like. Gene Ontology annotation, cellular component: membrane. The transcript has 2 exons. The coding region runs from base 2415 to 3440 and encodes 341 amino acids. Gene Ontology annotation, molecular function: G protein-coupled receptor activity. The record is from RefSeq and is a predicted model, not a curated record. Lineage: Eukaryota; Metazoa; Chordata; Actinopteri; Siluriformes; Ictaluridae. Gene Ontology annotation, biological process: immune response; G protein-coupled receptor signaling pathway.